CGUCGCAUAAUCCAGACCUGUCCUAUUUACUGUGAGGACUCGCUCGUUGAAAGAGAGAGUACCUAACGACUUGAAGGUAAACUGGCAUCGUGGUCACCAUCAAUCAAAAACUUCUUUUCGGGACUGUUAAUCACUGCCGUCAGAUCCUGGAGGCGCGAAACGUCACUAUCAUGGGUUUUCUGUUUCAGCACCCCAUCUUUUCUUACUCCACUUAUUGCGAUGUUUCAAACGAUCAUAUAUCUCAGUGCUGCACUGGUCGUGGUUCAAGCCCAGGACUUAGGCGUGCCGCUGUCGUGGAAGAAUUUUAGCAACUCACGGCCGUAUGACGAGCGCGUAUCCAUUGCGCAGACUGCCAUCGACACGAUUCUACCUCAGCUGGACAAUUCCACAGGAGAAUUCAGCGGUAAUGAUGGUGUGCCAGGAAUCGGGUAUUGGCAAUCCGGAAAUGUCUUUUCCGUGAUGGCCAUUCAAGAUUGGCUCGCAGAUACGACGACGAACAAAGCUCUCGUUGAAGACAACUUGGAACUGGUUUGGGGUUUAUGGGAGAACUAUGAUCAAUACGGGUACAAUGACGAUGCAAUGUGGUGGGCGCAAGCGGCAAUAUAUGCAUACAGGGCUUAUGGCAGUGCAACGCUGCUUCAACAUGCAAUCGACACUUGGACUCACGUCAGCAAUUAUGUUCUGACCGCUGAUGAAGCAAGCUCGGGGAGUAGUCCUUAUAAGGAUGUUUCGUUAGUUGCGACCUGCGAUGGAAAGUCGAUGGUAGGGGGCGUUUUCUGGCGGCCGGUCGAGGACGACCCAGGCAUGAACUCCAUCACAACUGGGCUCUACAUAACUCUCUCUGCUUUCCUUGCUGAUAUAACGGGAGACUCCAAAUAUACCGACGCAGCCAUCCAGAGUGCUCAGUGGAUCCAAGCGCUCCAAAUCAAUGACGAUGGUAUCCUUUUGGACAGCUUAAAUGGAAACAACUGUUCGCGAAGCCCAGCAACAUGGCUGUUCACCUAUAAUAGUGGAAAGUUCAUUGAAGGUCUGAGCGUCCUCGCAAAUGUGACGAGCAACGAUACUUGGAAUGACUUAAUGGUAAAUGUCCUGGCAAGUGCAGUGAAGUCGUCUGCCUGGGAAGGAGCCGAUGGCAUCAUUACUGAAGGCGCAAGUCUGACGUCGAACAAUGACGGCGUCGGGUUCAAAGCGAUCUUCAUACGAGGGUUGCUUGAAGCGUGGAAUCGUAAUCCUCUCUACGACGACUUGCGCGUAUUGAUACAUAGCUAUGUUGACGUACAGUACAAUGCCCUUCUGACACAGGUUGAGGAUGGAGGCUCGUAUUCACCGGAUUGGAACGGACCCGCGCAAAAUUUUACAACUUGGGGCCAGAUGGCGGCUUUGGAUCCGCUGACGGUCGCAAUUGCGACUAACUGAAGCAUUUCCCUAUGUUCACACAAGUUUGCCUCUUUUAUAAAUAAUGAGGACUUUUCAUAUCUCAUUUUCGGAGCUAUUGCCU
Molecule: messenger RNA, 1498 nt
Organism: Guyanagaster necrorhizus
Lineage: Eukaryota; Fungi; Basidiomycota; Agaricomycetes; Agaricales; Physalacriaceae
Product: endo-1,6-alpha-mannosidase
Exons: 14
Coding region: 220-1416 (398 amino acids)
Biological process (GO): carbohydrate metabolic process
Source: RefSeq, a predicted model, not a curated record